Messenger RNA from Apodemus sylvaticus (European woodmouse), 4102 nucleotides. It is a transcript of the gene Fbrsl1, whose product is annotated as fibrosin like 1. NCBI's taxonomy places the organism in Eukaryota, Metazoa, Chordata, Mammalia, Rodentia, Muridae. The record is from RefSeq and is a predicted model, not a curated record. The transcript is spliced from 20 exons. The coding region runs from base 413 to 3610 and encodes 1065 amino acids.
CGGGGCGGAGUCGACGGGUCAGCCUCCCCCGGCUGCGCCCGCUUCCUCUGGCAGUCCGGCCCGGCGGAAGUGCGUCAGUUGUUAUCCGCUCUGGCCGCUGCCACUACUGAGUCUGCCUCACGGUCCCGGUGCUCAGAAGCUCCGCCACCAGCCGCCUUCUUCCGCUGCCCGCCGGUCGCCAGGGGCUGUGUCCCUGGGGGCCUGGUCUAGGGCCGCUGAGAGCCGGCCGCACUCCGAUGCGCCGGACCCGGGGUCCUAGCCCGCGCGGCGUCCGGUGCUGAGAGCCCGCGCCCGGCAUGCCCGCCCCGGUCCCGAGCCCGCCCCGGCCCCGAGCCCGCACGGCGCCCUCGCAGCCCGGCGGCACGGCGUAGCAGGCGGCGCGGGGCGCCAAGGUCACCGCCGCGGCGCCGCCAUGGAGGCCAAGGUCCGGCCAAGCCGGCGCUCGCGCGCGCAGCGAGAUCGCGGCCGGCGUCGGGAAGCCGCCCGGGACGCCCGCGCGCAGAGCCCGUCGUCGGGUGAGGAGCCAGAGCCCAGUCCUGGCAAGGAGAACGCGGGACUCCACAGCGCGCCACCUCAGCGCCCUACGCCUCUGCGCGCAGCGCGCCCCCCGCGGCGCCGUCGCCGCGAGUCCAGCUCGCAGGAGGAGGAGGUUAUUGACGGCUUCGCUAUAGCCAGCUUCAGCACCCUGGAGGCCCUGGAGAAGGAUAUGGCUCUGAAACCACAUGAGCGGAAGGAGAAAUGGGAUCAACGCCUUGUGAAGAAGCCCCGAGAGUCAGAAAACUGCCCAUCCUCGGAGCUGAGUGAGAACAGGCAGCCCCUGGAGGUGGGCAGCCCAGAGCAGGAUGUGGAGCCCUCUUGUGAUGAAGAGACUAGGAAGGUCCCAUUGCAGCCCUCCAAACAGAUAAAGGUCACAAUGGCCAGAGGGGGUGAUCGGAACAGUGAUGAUGACAGUGUCCUUGAAGCUUCCAGCUCUCAGCGUAGCAGCUCGAGGGACCAGCUAAGUGAUAGCUCAGCACAGGCGGUUUCUGGGAGAGGCUACUCAGGUGUAGAAAAUCAAGGCUCAUCGGACUUUGCUCCACUUUCAGCAUGGGUUUGGGCUUUUGAUCACAGAGGCUAUGGACACCUUGGAGAGUGCGACAGUGAGAGUGGCGUGGAUGACAAGGCAUCUGUGGGCUCUGAGAAGCUCUUUGCCCCGGCACCUGACAAAGGUUCUGGGAGAGGUGAGAAGUCAGAGGCCAAGGCAGGGACAGUGCCCAAGGUGUCAGGCCUGGAGCGCAGCAGUGAGCUCAGCACCGAGUCUUUCCUGCCUGCCACAGCACCUGCGCCCUCAGGACCUCCACCAGGAGCUCUGGCCAGCCCCCUGGUGAAGAGAGAAGCGUCCAUUGUACCUCACCACGUUCCACAGCCACAGCUUACCCCGCAGCAUCGGGGCUCACUCCCAACACACGUGCCUCUGUCCUUGGGCGCCUUGGUGGGCCCUGGCCCUGGCCAGGUGGCAUCCAGUAGCCUGCACCUGCACAGCCUCAGCAGGAGCAGCAGCACGGUCAGCGGCACCCCUCUGGGCCUGGCAAAGCACGUGACACUGUCUCCACACGGCCCCAGCCCCCACCUGUCUACCUCACACCUGGCACUCAGGUCCCAGGCGCAGCACCAGCACCACGCCGCGGCAAUGUUCGCUGCCCCCUCAACAUUGCCCCCGCCCCCAGCGUUGCCCGCCAGCAGCCUGGUCAUCCCAGGACACCCCGCCGAUGCCAGUCUGUUGAUCUCAUUCAACCAGCCAAUCAUGUAUUGCCAGCCUCAUUCGGGGAUUCUGAUUGAUCACGAACUGCUCAGGCAAGAGCUGAACACGCGGUUUCUGGUGCAGAACGCGGAGCGGCCUGGCGCCUCCCUGGGCCCGGGGGCUCUGCUGCGGGCCGAGUUCCACCAGCACACGCAUCAGCACACGCACCAGCACACACACCAGCACACACACCAGCACCAACACACAUUUGCCCCCUUUGCGGGGCUGCCCCCGACGCCGCUUAUGCCGCCCACCGCACCCUCGCCGUUUGACAAGUUCUCACCCAAGCUGGACAGCCCCUACUUCCGACAUUCCAACACUUCAAACUCCAUCGAGAUAACAGGCCGACCCAGUGUGGUUCACACUUUCCUGCAGAAAGCCCCUGGGGUGUCUGAUCCGUACCGGACAGCAGUCAGGAAACCAGGGAAGUGGUGUGCGGUACACGUGCAGAUCGCCUGGCAGAUCUACCACCAGCAGCAGAAGAUGAAGAUGCAGCUGGACCCCCACAAGCUAGAGGUUGGCACAAAGCUGGACCUGUUCAGCCGGCCCCCUGCCCCAAGCAUGUUCUCUGGGUUCCACUACCCACAGGACCUGGCCCGGCCCCUCUUCUCCAGCACAGGUGCCACCCAUCCAACCACCAACCCAUUUGGACCCUCAGCUCAUCACGGCAGCUUCCUGCCCACUGGUCAUCUGACAGACCCUUUCAGCAGAUCCAGCACUUUUGGAAGCCUGGGCAGCCUGAGCAACCACGCAUUUGGAGGUCUGGGCAGCCAUGCACUGACCCCAGGGAGCAGCAUCUUUGCCCCCAAGGAGGGCACAGCUUUGCUCGGCCUGUCCAGCCCCCAUGAUGCGUGGAACCGGCUGCACCGGGUGCCACCUUCCUUUCCUACCCCGCCCCCAUGGCCCAAGCCAAUGGACACGGAGCGCCUCUCAGCCCUGACCAACCACGACCGAGAGCCUGACAAGGGCCAGGAAGAACAUGAGAGGGACCUCCUAGAGAAGACACACCUGCUGAGCCACAGCUCACCUGUAGCACCAGUGGGCCACCCCAUCAGCAGCCUCCUACCGCGGGGCUCUGGUGAGCUGAGCCGCCCUGGGGUCCUCACAGAGCGUGAGGCUGAGACUCGGGUUAAGGAGAGCCACUCGCCCAGCAAAGAGGAUGGCGCCAAACUAGCUGCGCGACCUCCAUCGCCCUACUGCAAGGCAGCCCUAGGCGACUGUCUACGCCUGGCAGGCUUACUGGGUCGGGAGUCCGGGAAGCAGACGCCUGAUCGGCCCCAAGGCGACGUGAAGGUCAAGGAGGAGCGCAGGGAAGACGAGACACCAGACAUCCCAGGCGUCAGCGUGCACUCAACAGCUACACAUCUGGGCCUGGGCACAUCAGGCUUCGUGUGGGAUCCGCCGCGCGACACCUACCGGGGCCUGGAACUGCCGCGCCGCUCCUUCCCAGCCCCGCCGCACACUGCGGGACCCUCUCCCUUCGAGCUCUCUGAGCGCGCCUACCGGGACCGCGAGCCUCAAGACUACAGCCCGGAGCGCUUGCGGGAAGUGCGCCGGGAGGAGCUAGAGCGCGCCCGAGCGCCCGACUCAGACGCCGCACUGCUGCCGGCAAUGCACUACCCACGCCUGGCUCCUGGCGCGCUGCACGGUGCGCUCCUAGCCCGCACCCCGCCGGCCACCGCUGCUCUCGGCGCGCCUCCUCCACUGGUGACUGCGGGCGGGGUCCCCACACCGCCCACGCGUCCCAGGACGACGCCUCUGGCGUUAGGGCCUGGCGAGGCUCGGGACUACUCGCCCGUGUGCAACCCGCCCGAGGUGGAGGCGCGGUAGUCCUGGCCUAGCCUAUCGAGCUAGCUCACUUAAAUUCUUGGGACCUGAACACAGUUCCCUGAGUCCGGAGCAGCGCCACCCGCUCCAUGCUGCAGCCUACAUAGUCGAGGACUUUUCGCUUUUCUGGGGGUGACUUCAUUUUCCAAGCUUGCGAAUAGGUCACUGGGAAAAAUUUAGCUUUGUAUCUUUCCUCCCUCACAAGUGACAAGCAUUUUUAAUGGUUUUGUAUUUUUCUUAAUUUUGUGCUCUAACAACAUUUUAAAGAACCAAAAAAAGAAAAAAAAAGAAUUUUUAGUUGGGAUUUACAGUUUAACUUCUGAGAUCCCAUUUGAGCCCUAGGGUUUGUCUUAUUUAUGAAAAGAAACGGUCUUUCUGUCCAACGCACUGUGAGGCUCCGAACUCAGGCCCGGCUCUGGCCUUCCCUUGGUACUUGGAACCGAUGUUACAGAUAUAUAUUAAAAUAGUAAUUAAUAAUAAUGUACAAAACUUUGA